AGGAUUCAUUAGAGGCGAAUUUAAAUCUUUAUAUUAAUAGAAUAAAUCGCAAAGAAAAAUGACUGAGAGAUCUCCAGUAUCAGCCGAAGAUACUUUAGUUCGCUACGAUAAUCCUGUAUUAGUCACUAAACAACCGGAGAAAGUUACAUCGCCGCGCACAGGAGCAGUAGCACAGCCAUGCGUGCCUACUGAGGCUAAACGAGAAACUGAAGAAAUAUUGAAUGCUAUUCUACCUCCCAAAGAAUGGGAAGAAGAAGGUCAAAUAUGGACUCAAAAGAUAUCAUCAACACCAGCCACACGUCUAGACGUAAUAAACCUGCAAGAAAUGUUGGACACACGUCUACAACAGCGCCAGGCUAGAGAGACGGGUAUUUGUCCUGUACGCAGACAACUUUAUACUCAAUGCUUUGACGAGCUAAUCCGUCAGGUAACCAUUAAUUGCGGAGAAAGAGGUCUACUGCUACUAAGAGUACGUGAUGAAGCCAGAAUCACUAUGGAAGCAUACCAAACCCUUUAUUGCAGUUCUAUAGCUUUUGGAAUGAGAAAAGCAUUACAGUCAGAGCAAGGCAAAUCGGACCUUAUGGACCAAGUAGCAAAACUAGAAGGCGAGCGUUCAGCCCUAGAGAAGCAAUGUAUGGAACUGAAACAGAAAACUGAGCAACUAGAGAGAAGAGCGGCAGAACUACGUGCAGCUGAGGAGAAACGCCACCAGGAGGAACUGCUUGCGUUAAAGAAAACUAAUGUUCAACUAAAGGCACAACUCGAGGGCAUCAUCGCUCCAAAGAAGUAAUUUUAAUAUAAUUCAUUAUGUAUUUUUAAGUAUUUUUGUUGUUCAUUAUGUAAAAAAUAUUUUAAUUGUGUUUUCUA
Achroia grisella is the source of this 867-nucleotide messenger RNA. It is a transcript of the gene Dnali1, whose product is annotated as putative inner dynein arm light chain, axonemal. Gene Ontology annotation, cellular component: axoneme; filopodium. Gene Ontology annotation, molecular function: dynein heavy chain binding. The record is from RefSeq and is a predicted model, not a curated record. The transcript is spliced from 6 exons. The coding region runs from base 59 to 790 and encodes 243 amino acids. NCBI's taxonomy places the organism in Eukaryota, Metazoa, Arthropoda, Insecta, Lepidoptera, Pyralidae.